ACUUGUGCAAUUUGCUUUGACAUUUGACAAAAAAGAUGAAACUGAAUUGACACGAACGAAAAUAUCUCAGAAUUUAUAGUUGUCCUUCUAGUCCAGUUUUCCUCCCCUCAAAAAAAGACAAUUCGAAUUCUGAGGACAACACCAAAACGAACAUGUCUUCAAGUCUGUCCUCGCGAUUGAAGCACCCCAAGAAGCAUGAAUUGGUCAAGUCGCACAGUCAGGCUCAAAUUUUGGCCAAUAAAUUGAGGCAGGACGGGCUUAUGUCCACAGUUGAAGAUGUUCUUCAAGCUGUUGAUCAAGUUGCAGCUCUACUGUCCUCAAAUAUUGCAGACAGUAAACUUUCGUAUAAAGAUAGCGUUAUAAAUUUAUGCCAACAUCUGAAGGUUUAUGGUAUGUAUCUGGAGAUAUUAUUCAAGGAGCAGCUAGAUCAUGCUUUCAAAAUAUUCAGGGAUAAAGCGCAGGACGACAUACAAGUUGACAUGCUUUCACGAUUACAUUUACUCGAACUUAUCGAAUUACGAGCCAAAGGCUGGAAAGGGACUGAUGGGAUGAACCUUUAUUAUAGAAGAAAAAUUAAUCAAUUUGGAAAUUCACAGGUAGAUAUGUCUGAGUCUAUAUCUAGUUUGAAUGAAUCUCUUAGCUCAAUGGUGAUUUCAUCGUCUCCACCCCUUUUGGGACCUGGAGAGGUAAUCAAGCCGUCUGGCAAAUUUGCCAAACCUACCAGGAUACCUGGUAAGAAAUACUGCAAGGACGAAGUUGUCAUCCGAAACGCAGAUUCUGGAAAAGUUAUGGGUAUCAAGGGAAGGCGAGUUCAUAUGAUCGAGGAGCUUAGUGAGACGAUCAUAUCCUUUCAGAGAGUAAACCCUGGUGCAAAGGAGAGACUCGUCCAAAUAACCGGUGCCAACGAGGAGAGCAUAAAUCAUGCCAAGCAGCUCAUCGAAGAUACCAUCCGGAGGAAUGCGUCCCCUGUGAGAGACCCUGUGCUAUCUUCCAGCGGGGGUCCGUUGACCGGAUCCAGUUCUAGCAUCAAUUCAUCCGCGUCUGAUGACAGCGCCCUACCGGGCUCCGCUAGGGCUUCACGUGCUUUGAUGCACAGUCUGAGCACUAAUGAUGCCAACAUUGGGGAGUACAAGUACACUGUUAUAACGAAAGGGUGUACCAUCAGGAUCACAGGGGAUAAUCUGGAUUUGGUUAGGACUAGCAAACUUGUUUUGGACGAAUACUUCUCAGGGGAGCCCAUACACGAUGUCACACAAUUCUACAGCUUUGAUAGCCUCCCUCAGCCCAUUUUAUCGGAAGAAUUUCCUACCACGCCUCUUUCUCCGCCAGAUUCUCUACCAUCUCCGGACUUAGUUAUGAAUGGAGAGACCGAAGAAGCAGAUAAGGUGAAAUUGCGAAAACCCCGACUAUCGAUAGAAGAAAUCAUGCGAGGUAAUUCAUCUUAUGAGGAAAAAUUGAAAUCUCCGCCUCCAGCGCAACCUAAACCUUUGAAAUAUUCCAUCGAGUAUUUGGCACACUUGGCCAUGUCUCCGUUGUGUCUGGCAAAGCCAAAUGAUUGGGACAGGAUCUCGGAAGAGUAUCCGCAACUAAAGAAAAAUGUCGUUGAAUAUUUCGACGCCAAGCACUACCUUUCGGCUCGUACAACAGAGCCAUCUGGAGUGUUGAGUGCCGAUGUACUCGACCCUAGUGAAGUUUGACACAAGAA
Messenger RNA from Leptinotarsa decemlineata (Colorado potato beetle), 1705 nucleotides. RefSeq names its product Eukaryotic translation initiation factor mextil (gene mxt). Gene Ontology annotation, molecular function: RNA binding; eukaryotic initiation factor 4E binding; translation initiation factor activity. Gene Ontology annotation, biological process: regulation of formation of translation initiation ternary complex; positive regulation of translation. NCBI's taxonomy places the organism in Eukaryota, Metazoa, Arthropoda, Insecta, Coleoptera, Chrysomelidae. Gene Ontology annotation, cellular component: cytoplasm; RNA cap binding complex. The record is from RefSeq and is a predicted model, not a curated record.